Molecule: messenger RNA, 2860 nt
Organism: Cuscuta campestris
Lineage: Eukaryota; Viridiplantae; Streptophyta; Magnoliopsida; Solanales; Convolvulaceae
Source: the annotation of a GenBank genome assembly
UCGCAGGCUGGGAGGGCAGCGGCCACGUCGAUCCCGGGCGGUCUACGUGCGCCGCAGGAGGUUUGAUUUUAAAAAAACUGAUUUUGACGGCGUGUAAAACCCUAGGCGACGAGUGCGGAAACUGCUGCGAUUAACAUACCUUCCUCCUUAUUCUUCAAUCGCCGCCGGACCAAUGGAGAAGGGGAAGGGGUUUCUUGUGAGUUCAAAAGCAGAGCUUGUGCGGAGGCAAAAGGAGCGGAAGAAAUCCAAGUCUGGCGGGUUUGAAUCGCUCGGGCUUAGCUACAAUGUCUUCAGAGGAGUCAAGCGCAAGGGGUAUAGACUCCCCACCCCGAUUCAGAGGAAGACCAUACCGCUCAUUCUCUCCGGUAACGACGUUGUUGCCAUGGCUCGGACCGGCUCCGGCAAAACUGCUGCUUUUGUUGUCCCCAUGCUCGAAAAGCUCCAGCAGCACGUGCCCCAGGCCGGAAUUAGGGCUCUCAUACUUUCUCCCAUCCGAGAUUUGGCUCUUCAGACUCUCAAGUUCACCAAAGAGCUUGGGCGCUUUACAGAUCUCCGUGUAAGCUUAUUAGUUGGUGGUGAUAGUAUGGAAAGCCAAUUUGAAGAGUUGGCACAAAGACCUGAUAUUGUGAUUGCAACUCCUGGCCGGCUUAUGCAUCAUUUAUCAGAGGUAGAUGAUUUGUCCCUGCGCACUGUGGAAUAUGUGGUGUUUGAUGAAGCCGAUUGUCUGUUUAGCAUGGGGUUUGCUGAGCAAUUGCAUACAAUUCUCACUCAUCUGAGUGAGAAUCGUCAGACUUUGCUUUUCAGUGCAACUUUGCCUAGUGCCCUUGCGGAGUUUGCCAAGGCUGGUCUGCGAGACCCACAGCUUGUACGGCUCGAUUUGGAUACUAAGAUAACCCCUGACUUGAAGCUUGCAUUUUUCACUCUAAGACAGGAAGAAAAAUAUGCUGCUCUCCUAUAUCUGAUCAGAGAGCAAAUAAGUUCUGAUCAGCAGACAUUAAUUUUUGUCUCCACCACUUAUCAAUUGGAGUUUCUUAACCUUAUCAUGAGAGAGGAAGGUAUUGAUGCAUCUAUUGCUUAUGGGAAAAUGGACCAUGAGGCGCGUAACAUCAAUAUUUCAACGUUCAGAGCAAGAAAGACAAUGAUGUUUAUUGUAACUGAUCUUGCAGCCAGGGGGAUUGAUAUCCCAUUGCUUGAUUAUGUUAUUAACUUUGAUUUCCCUCCCAAUCCUAAACUAUUUCUCCAUCGAGUUGGGCGAGCUGCCCGGGCUGGUCGCACUGGCACAGCCUAUUCUUUUGUCACAUCUGAAGACAUGCCUUACUUAUUAGAUCUUCAUCUCUUUUUAUCGAAACCACUCAAGGCUGCUCCCUCUGAGGAAGAGGUUUUACAGAAUAUUGAUGGGGUUAUGUCUCAAAUAGAUCAAUCUAUUUCAAAAGGAGAAACUGUCUAUGGACAUUUUCCCCAAACCGCUUUAGAUCUCCUCUCGGACAGAGUUCGAGAAGUCAUUGAAUCCUCCACUGAGCUGAUGACUCUUCAAAAACCAUGCACGAGAGCGUUUUGUAGAUAUUCAAAGACAAAACCAAAACCUUCUAGGGAAUCUGUUAAAAGAGUAAAAGAACUGCCUCGGGAAGGAUUGCAUCCACUUUUCAUAAACUUUCUGGGUGGUACUGAACUAGCAGCGUCGGCAUUUUCGGAACGUCUAAAAAACUUCAGACCAAAGCAAACCAUCCUGGAAGCUGAAGGUGAAGCUGCCAAGUCAAAACAUCGAGGAAGCCAGCUGGUUGAUGUGAUGAAGAUGAAAAGAGCUGUCCAUGAGGAUGUCAUAAAUAAAGUUCGCCAACAGCGCUGCAGUGAUCAUUUGUCCAAGGAUAGGACUGAAGACUGCAUUUCUACCCAAGUUAUGAAGAAACCAGGAGAAUCUGGAUCUAAAAGAAAAGUUAAUAGCUUCAAGGAUGAUGAGUUCUUCAUAAGCUCUGUUCCAACAAAUCAGCAUUUUGAGGCUGGACUUUCUGUGAGGGGUAACCAAGGAUUUGUAUCCAAUAGGUUGGAUGCUGCUGUUAUGGAUUUAGUAGCUGAUGACCCAGACGGGAUGCAUAAGCAAAAAACAUCAUACCAUUGGGACAAGAGGAGUAAAAAGUACAUCAAGCUGAAUAAUGGGGACCGUGUGACUGCCAGCGGGAAGAUUAAGACAGAGGGGGGUGCAAAGGUGAAAGCGAACAAGACUGGGAUUUACAAAAGAUGGAAAAAUGAGUCGCACAAGAGAAUCUCUCUCAAAGGGAACGAUAUGGAUAGCACUGCUGGUGAAUCAACAAGCUCAGCCGGUGCUGGUUCGGGUAGAUUUCAGGGUGGCCGUGCUAAGUUUGGAAGGAAGCGACAUGUGAUACCCAAUGCACAUUUGCGUCCAGAGAUUAAAGACCGCGAGCAAAUUCGGAAAGAGAGGGAGAGAAAGGCAAGCACAAAAGAGUUCUUGAAGAGUAAAUCCUCUGGCAAGAACAACAAGGGGAAGAACAAGUUCAAAAGAGGUGGUGCUGGCAAGAAGGGUGGGAAGGGGAAAAAGGCAUAACACCAAAAGGGAGAGAGACAAUCAAAACUCAAAAGGCUUACAUGGUGAGGAUUGAAUUAUGGACCAGUUUUUCUUGUGACUUUUUUUUUACUGCUUUUGUUAUUUGAAACCUUACUCAGUGAAGGACUGCCAAUGUUCUUGGUUUUGUUUAGUGUUAAGUGAAUCUAUAGGAAAGUUUGGCUUGGGACAAGGGAGAGAGGUGCUAUUGUAGUUUAUUUUCUUAGUUUUUUUUAUACUAGUUUGUAAGUUAAAAAAAUUGAAUUUUCAAAGCAUUUGUUUUAAUAAUAAGAUUGUGGUCUU